AUGAUUCUUCUUUCGGUUUUUCUUGCUUUCAACUUCAUUGGCUUCACAGUUGGAAAUGAAUGUCCAACUGGUUGGACAUUCAACCCGGAUACUUCUGAAUGUUAUACCUUCUCUGCAAGACUGUUCACUUUUGAUGAAUCCGUUCAGUACUGUAACUCGAUCGGCGGAAAAUCUGUCUCUAUCAGUUCAUAUUCUGAGAGAGACGCCCUAGUUGCCCUCACCAAAACAAACAUUUUACAACCUUGGCUGGGUGCAAAAAGGAACACUACAACCAACAAGUUCUACAAUCUCGAUGGAACCUAUUUCUAUACUUUAAUGUGGACUACAAAUGAACCAAGUGUGAAUGGUGACUGUGUGACCUUCAAAGGAGCGUCUCCUUCAGGAUUACAAGUCACACAAUGUUAUCAAUUACAACCAGCAUUCUGUAAACAGACACCUGCACUUUGCAAUAGUGCUGUCAUCGGUGGACCUAACACUUGGUCUGGAACAUUCCAAUCCCCUGGAUAUCCAAUUCAAUACUACAACAACUUGGAUUGCAGAUAUCUCAUUAACUCUCCUAACAACACAUUCAUCACCGUCACAUUCUAUCCGUUCCUUAUUGAAGAAUGGUAUGACUCGGUUGAUAUCUACGAAGGAAAUUCAACUUCUUAUGCUAACUGGAUUGGGCACUCUGGGCGUGGUUUCGAAUCGUCUGGAAAUAUGAUGAAUGUUAGAUUCAAAACGAAUUACGCAAUCACCGAUAAGGGUUGGUUAGCAACGUGGAAGGCAAAGAAAGAUAUGCCAGUAAUCACACAAAGUGGAACCAAUGGAACAAUGACUUCGCCCAAUUAUCCGAAUAACUAUGACACUUAUGAUGAGCAAGUAUACCAAAUCAGUGUUGCAUAUGGGAUGCAAGUGAAUUUGACAAUUGACGAUUUCCGAACGGAGAGCAAAUAUGACUAUUUGAAUAUCUAUAAUAGCAGUGUCCAAUCCAACAACACUUUAGUUUAUACAUUAUCAGGAACGUCUGUAGCCCCCUUCAACUGGAUCUCUCCAAGAAGUUACAUGUCAAUGAAGUUUGUGUCCGACGGCCUUAUCCAAUACAAAGGAUGGCACGCAUUUUGGAGUUACUGCUAA
Caenorhabditis remanei is the source of this 1116-nucleotide messenger RNA. RefSeq lists its product as uncharacterized. Bases 1 to 1116 code for a protein of 371 amino acids. The transcript has 8 exons. The record is from RefSeq and is a predicted model, not a curated record. NCBI's taxonomy places the organism in Eukaryota, Metazoa, Nematoda, Chromadorea, Rhabditida, Rhabditidae.